Messenger RNA from Aspergillus affinis, 2433 nucleotides. RefSeq names its product putative disulfide isomerase. NCBI's taxonomy places the organism in Eukaryota, Fungi, Ascomycota, Eurotiomycetes, Eurotiales, Aspergillaceae. The transcript is spliced from 8 exons. The record is from RefSeq and is a predicted model, not a curated record. Gene Ontology annotation, biological process: mitochondrial electron transport, ubiquinol to cytochrome c. Gene Ontology annotation, cellular component: endoplasmic reticulum. Gene Ontology annotation, molecular function: protein disulfide isomerase activity. Bases 1 to 2433 code for a protein of 810 amino acids.
AUGAGGGCUUCGUUGCUGGCGUGGUCACUCCUCUCGUUAUUCUCUGUUGCCUCUUUUGCCGCUCCCUCCGAUCAAGAUGUAAAAGUUGAUGCGGAAGAGGUGAAGGCUACCACCUUCAAUGGCAUUGAAGUGCCUCAAAUGAAGGAGCUGUCGCCCGAUACCUUCAAGGACACAAUCAAGGAUGGCUACUGGUUUGUUAAACACUAUUCUCCUAUUUGCCCGCAUUGCAAGCAGAUUGCCCCGACAUGGCAAACCCUCUACGAGUUUUACCAGACUUCGGAUCCGCUAUCUUCUUCGUCAUCCAAAUCUCCCGACACCAAGUCGCUGAAUUCGUUCCAACCCUUUUACAACUUCCACUUCGCAUCGCUCAACUGUAUGGCAUACGGGGACCUGUGCAAGGAAUUAGGCGUCAAAUUCUUCCCGACUUUCUCGUUCUAUCACAAUGGGGAACUCGUGGAACACUUCGACGGCGAAAAAUCGAUGAAAGGCCUUAGCGACUUCAUCGAAGGAAAACUGGAAACCAUCAAGCCUGGAUCUCGUCCUCCGAACGGCCUCAAACUGCCUAAAGCGGGUGAUAAGGAGAUGGACCCGAGGGCUCAGCCAGAGGUCCCUGCCGCCAAGGACAAAAACCCCGAGGCUGGUGCGAAGGCCGGCGAGGAGCACAACGAGAAAGCUGCUGCGCUAUCCGACAAAGGCUCGUCCGCCGAGAAAGAUGCGACUCCCAAGCCCAAAUCUACCCCGCCUGCAGCACCAGCUAAUCCGCAGGGAAUGUCCGUUCCUCUCACCGCCGAAAGCUUCCAGAAGCUUGUGACGACCAGCAAGGAUCCUUGGUUCAUCAAGUUCUACGCUCCUUGGUGCCCGCACUGCCAGUCGCUGGCUCCUACCUGGAGGCAGAUGGCCAAAGAAAUGCAGCACGUCCUCAACGUCGGAGAAGUCGACUGUGACGUGGAGAAGAGGCUGUGCAGCGAUGCCCACGUUAGCGCGUUUCCGACCAUGUAUUUCUUCCGCGGCGGAGAGAGGGUUGAAUACACCGGUCUGCGUGGUCUGGGUGAUCUUGUCAGCUACGCCAAGAAGUCGGUCAGCGUGGGACUGGGUGUGCAAGAUGUCGAUGCGGACACAUUUAAGGAGCUGGAAGAGAAAGAAGAAGUUCUUUUCUUGUACUUCUACGACGACGCUACGACCUCGGAGGACUUCGAGGCUCUGGAACGCCUGACCCUGAGCUUGGUUGGCCAUGCUCGAAUUGUGAAGACGAGCAGCGGCGCUCUCGCCGAGAGAUUCAAGAUCAACACUUGGCCGCGUCUCCUUGUCUCGCGGGAUGGCCGCGCCAACUACUACACCCCGAUUGCCCCGAAGGACAUGCGUGACUUCCGACAGAUCCUGGCCUGGAUGCAAACUGUGUGGCUGCCUAUCGUCCCGGAGCUUACGGCUUCCAAUGCGCGCGAGAUCAUGGACGGCAAGUACGUCGUCCUCGGCAUCCUCAGCCGCGCGCGCUCCGACGAAUUCCUGCAGUCGAAAAGAGAGCUGAAAAAUGCCGCGCUGGAAUGGAUGGAGAAGCAAACACAAUUGUUCCAGUUGGAGCGACAGGAGCUGCGAGAUGCUAAGCAACUCCGCAUUGAAGAAGCCGACGACCGCAACGACCAGCGGGCCCUGCGGGCUGCCAAGAACAUGCGGAUCACCAUCCGUGAAGACGACAAGAAGCAGGUGGGCUUUGCCUGGGUCGACGGUGACUUCUGGGAGCGCUGGCUGAGAAAUACCUACGGGAUUGACGUGGCCAACGGGGAGCGCGUCGUCAUCAACGAUCAAGAUAACCGACGCUAUUGGGACUCUUCUUCGAGCGGAGCUUCCAUCAUGGCUUCGCGUACCUCCAUCCUCGAAACGAUUCCUCUCGUGGUGGCCAACCCGCCCAAGCUGUCCCCCAAGUCGACGGUGGGCACCUUCGAGUCCAUCUUCUUCUUCACCCGGGGCUUCAUUGUCAACCACCCCAUCCUCUUUGUCAUUCUUCUCAUCAUCUCCGCCGUGGUAGCCGCCGUCAUUGCGCGCGGCAGAGCCCGACGUGCAGGCCGCGGUGGUAUCCUCGGCGUGACGAAUGGUAACGGAUUCUUCCAUCUCGACGGAAAGGAAGGUCUUUUGAACGGCGGCUCGACGGGGAAAGUUUUCUCCCAGACCCUUCGUCGCGCUGCGGCCCAGUCCGCCGGUGCCUACCGCUCUCCCUUCGCUCCCAAGUACACCACCAGCCCUCACUUCCAUGGCCUGACCGUGGGUGAUGCCACCAAGUAUGGUUCCAUCGCCGCCACUUUCGGCGUCAGCGCCGGUGUCUUCGCCCUCUUCUUCUUCGGCGAGGUCCCCCGUGUCCGCAAGGAUAUCCUGCAGCAGUUCCCUUUCUUCGACACCUACUUCGACCGGACGGUCGCUCCCGAGGACAACCCCUUCUAA